This is a messenger RNA of Rosa rugosa (rugosa rose), 1133 nucleotides long. RefSeq lists its product as uncharacterized. The transcript is spliced from 6 exons. The record is from RefSeq and is a predicted model, not a curated record. NCBI's taxonomy places the organism in Eukaryota, Viridiplantae, Streptophyta, Magnoliopsida, Rosales, Rosaceae. The coding region runs from base 309 to 830 and encodes 173 amino acids.
AUCCUCCCCUCAAAGUCAUACGUUCCUCUUCCAGUUCCCAAUUAUUGUCAGAGAAUAAGAAGAAGAAGUGGCCAAAAGGUCCAUCCUUUUCUGGGCGGGUUGCUUCAGAGACUGGGUGGGUUGCCUUUGGAAUUCGAUUUCGAGAAACAAGCAUCGUUUUCUCACGGAAGGGCUCUCUCUCUCUCUCUCUCUCUUUUCUGGAAUCAGUUUUCCUUUGCAAUCGGAUUUUACUGGAUCGAUUUGGGAUUCCCGGGCUAAUCCUCCGCAGUGGAUCUAAUUUUUUGCUUUCUGGGUCUUUCUUGAAUUGAAUGCAUGGGAGCAGUGGUUGUCUAGUUAGGCAUGCUAAAACCAAACAGGAAACCUCAGUGAAUGAGCCACUGAAAGAAAGAUCAAAUAAAAAUCUGACAGAAAGGAAACCUAGUAUAUCAGAGGACUUCUGGACCACCAGCACGUGGGAUAUGGACAAUAGUGCAGUUCUGUCACAAGGAAGCAUAUCGUCAAUCAGCACAAACCAGACCCUUGAUCCGCAUGGUGGUUCUGGCAGCAGUAGUGCCCCUUCUGAAUUUGUAAAUCAUGGUCUUCUUCUCUGGAACCAGACUAGGCAGCGUUGGGUAGGGAGUAAAAAGCCUGAGAAGCAGCCACAGCAAAUUCGGGAACCCAAAUUAAGAACUCUUUGUUUCAGCAUCGUUAAAUCAUUCUGCCUUUGCAGUUGGAAUGCAACAUAUGAAAAUUUACUGGGGAGUAACAAGCCUUUCACUCAGCCUAUCCCUCUCUCUGAAAUGGUAGAUUUUCUAGUGGACAAUUGGGAGCAAGAAGGGUUGUACGAUUGAGAGCAGCAGAGGUACUAGAAAUUUUAAAGUUUGCUAGUUUUUCAAAGUUGAUCCAAGUGUUUGUUACAUUUUUACUGCCUCCUAGUAAAUAGGAAGCGAUAGCAUGGCUUGUACAUCAACUAUACCAUCAUUAUUGCUUGCUUCUCUCUGGAUUCAAACUCUGAGGGCAUUUUUUUUUGUUCCCUUGUAUUGCUCUUAGACUGAUUUAUAGGAUUGGAUUCUUCCACUGUUCAUGGUGGGCGAUUUUGCAAAAGUUAUUUCCUGUUUGAAUGGCUCACUACCAUUUGAAACUACCAGCAAGAA